AUGGCUUCAACAGCUUAAUCUUUAAGAUAUGAUUCUUUCUCUUCUUUAGGAAACUUUAACAAAAAUGUAUUAUCAGACGACUACACUCAUUCGAACUUCGAAACUUAUAAAUUCAAAGGUAACACAACUUAAGGUGGUAAGACGGAGUAUAAGGCAAAAAUAAUUACUUCAAAGCAAAAUGGGUAGGUAGUUUAUGAAUUAAAAGACGAAGGAAAACUAUAAUUCGUCUUUUUAGAUCGAUUCAUAAUAGAAUUAGCGUAAAGAAGAUGUGGAGAUUUGAAAUUCCAUAUAGAUUUAGGAAGUUUAAUAUUAAAAGGAAGGAACUAUAACUUUUUUUCAAAUUUAAAAACUAAUACAACUUUUGGAAAAUAUAAUUGGAGAUUCGGAACAAAUUAUUUCGACAAAAAUUUUGAAUCUAAUUCUAGAUUAAAUGUAAAUUUAGGUGGUGAGGAUUGUAAUUUAGGAUUUACACAUAGAAAUCUCAUUAGAAGAAAUAACUUUGUUUUUGCUUGGGUUUUAGGAGCUGAUUUAAUUGAUUGGAGAAAAGGACUUACAAGAUAUGAUGCUAUUGCUGGAUAUGAAAAUGGUUAAAUUGACUUAUAUUUAUAACAUAAUUCUUAAUAAUCACAUAAAUUUUAAUGUGGAAAAAUAAUUACUACUUUGAGUUAUAAUUAAAAUAACUAAACUUAAUAUAGUAUAGAAGUAGAAAAUAAUAAAAAGAAAAAUACUCUUACUGCUGGUUUUAAACAUGAUUUGGACAAAGAUAUUACUGUUAGGGGAAAAAUUAGUACUGAUUAAAAUUUGUAACUCGCUCUUAAAAGAAAUUGGAAAAAUAUAGCAGUUGCUUUUUCAUUUUAAUUUCAAUUAGGAAAUAAGUUAGUUGAUUUUAGUCGUUUUCCUCCUCUUCCUUUUGGAAUUAAAUUCGAUUUUAAAAUUUGAAGAAUUUUUAGACAUAAGAAAAAUCAAUAAUACAAUUUGACAAAAAAGUAUUUUUAAUUUUUAUUUUUAUUGAUUUUUUUUAUAAUAACAAUAAAAUUUUAACUUUUUUUUUUUAUUUAAAAAAUAAAUAUAUUUUCAUUUUUUAAAAUC
Ichthyophthirius multifiliis is the source of this 1089-nucleotide messenger RNA. RefSeq lists its product as hypothetical. The record is from RefSeq and is a predicted model, not a curated record. The transcript has 2 exons. Gene Ontology annotation, biological process: transmembrane transport. Gene Ontology annotation, cellular component: mitochondrial outer membrane. NCBI's taxonomy places the organism in Eukaryota, Ciliophora, Oligohymenophorea, Hymenostomatida.